UGACUUACGGAAUACCGUAUUUCAAUGUUCCGUGUACCAAGAAAACUGGAUGCAGAUUUUAUUUAAAAGUAUUUGAAAGAAGAGUGACUGCCCUUUAAUACAUAAACACCAUUUGUAACAACGAAAUACCUGGUCUAUAAGCCUAAGAGGUAGUAUGAAGAAACUGAAAAAGAAAGUCACUGUUGGAACUGAAAGGGACCAUGUUCUGGGAACUAGAAAAACAUGCAGGCAUAUCAAAGUAAAGAAAAAUGAAGAUUUUGUGUAUGGUGAUGUGAAAGUUACAUCACACAAAAUGGAGGGGACAAGACCUCUGACUUCAUUUGAAAGUAAACUAAAAAAAAAUACUAAAAAGGAAAAGCGAAAUCCUGAUCAAAGUUUUUCAGGAAAGAAUAAAGAAGAUACAAAAAGAACAUUGAAAAGAAAAUCCAGAAGUGUGAACAGAGAGGAUGAUAUUGCUGCAAUUAAUAAAAAAGGUAAACUUGAAAAGAAAACAAUAUCAAAUAGGAAAAAUUCAUCUAAAAAGGAUACUAAAGAGCCUGGGAAGAAAGCGGUUAUAAGAAAUAAACAAGUUAUGAAGCGAAAUAAGGCAGGUCCUGUCAAGAAAAUAACACAAGAGAAAAAUAAACAAGUAAAAAAGACUGUAUCUGACAUUCCUGGAGGCAAAACAAGAACUAGAAGUGCUAGACAAGUGACAAGAAAAUCCAAUGAUGAUUUUGAGAUUUAUGAAUCAGUAAAAUCAAAAGAUUUAACCAAAAAAAUCAAGAGAUCAUCAAGUCCAAUUAACAGUAAUAAAUCAAAAUUUCAUGACACAGAUAUAGAAAAUUGUGAUAAGGCUACUGCCACUAAUGAUCUAGAUAAGCAAGAAAGAAACAAUACUGCGGUAAGUUAUCUAAAUGAUAAACAAGAUAAAUACAGUACUGCAGUAAGUGAUUUAAGUGCAGAAGUUAAUGAGAAUAUUGAAUAUGAAGAUGAAUCAGAACAUGAUGAGAUGAGUAUAGAAGAUGAUUUAGACACACAAGUAGAUGAUAUGAUGGCGGAUAAGAUACCAUAUACAAACACUAACAACAUCACUUGUUUAUAUUGUAAUUUGCUAUUUACGAGUAAAGGUGAAUAUAUAUCACAUAUCAGAGAAACACAUAAAUCACUUAGUCUAUGUGAAAUAUGCAGUAUGUGUUUUGAAACAAAGAUUGCACUGCAGGAACAUUUGAAAGAGUCACAUGGUCAAUUUGAUGUAAGGCCAGUAAAAUCUAAAACUAAGAUUUAUAAAUGCACCUAUGAUGGUUGCCUCAAAGAAUUUACUAAGGAAUUAUCUUGCCAAAAGCAUAUCAGUAGAACACACUUAAUUAAGAAAUACAGUUGUGAAUUUUGUGAGACUGAUUUUAAAAACCCAGGGCUUCUUAGAAGUCAUUUGAAAUUAACACAUGAAAAUGAGACUUCGGCUGAUUUGUAUGAGAAGAAGGCAAAAUCACCCGUAGUCUAUAAAUGUGAUUUUGAAGGAUGUGACAAAGAAUUCACUCAUAAAUCUAACAGAAAAAAGCAUACAGACUGUGUCCACUUGAAUAUAAGAAAUUAUCACUGUGAGUUUUGUGGUCAUACCUUUAAAACAUCUAAUGCCCUAAAGUGUCACAUUGAAGCGUUACAUACAAAGGAUACAGACAAGAAACAGUAUGAAUGUGACGUCUGCAAGAAAACUUUCUAUAGAAAGACAGGUCUUGAACUUCAUCAAACACUGCAUACCAACAUAAAAUCCUUUGUGUGCUCUUUUGAAGGCUGUGGAAAAGCAUUCAGACUGAAAACAACGUUGGCUAAGCAUGAAAAAGUACAUUCUGAUGAUAAACCACACCAUUGUCAACUUUGUGACGAGAAAUUCAGCAGGAAAACUUACCUGGAUAGUCAUAUGUAUAAACAUACAGGUGAGAAGAAUUACAAAUGCGAUAUCUGUCAAAGAACUUUCUCGCAGAAAGGUAAUAUGGUCACCCACAAGUUACUUCACAAUCGUGAUCGCACCAUUUACAAGUGCCCGGAAUGUUCUCAGACAUUUAACUUCAAGUCUAACAUGAAGAAACAUCUUCUAAGACAUGCAGCAGAAGAAAGUAUUAUAGACAAAAGAGGUAGGGAUGAUGUUGGUGAAAAUAGAACAGGUGGAGACAGCUCCCAAUCAGGAACAAAUGACUUAAUGAAAGUUUCAACAACAGGGAAUGAAAUUAUUAUGAACUAUACUGGAAAGAAAGAAGCCCCUAAACCUCACAAAAUUUUGAUAGCCCCAAACCUUUUGGGAUCUAUUCAGAAAAGUACAAAGCCUAUUGUUUUUGUAGUGAACCCAAUCAAAACUCAUAAGGGUAAAAUUCAAGACAAAAACUUUGAACCGGUGAACAUUUCAACAAUUAAUAUUGCGAAAUUAAGUGAAGUUAAAAGAAAUGAUACAAGAAACAUUUCACCUCUGAAAUUAGCUGAUCAUAUGUCAGUAUCAAGUUUGACAAUAGAGAGUUCCAGACAAAGAAAUUCAGUUUCAACAUGUGGCAAAGUAGGUGCUGAAAAUGAUCAGCAAUGUGGGGCACCUGUUCAGUAUGACAUACAAAGUUUGAGUAAAACAAAUGAAAGUGAAAAAGGAGAAUCCUUUACUAGUCAACCUUUGUAUGUUAGUAUCGAAGAAAUUACUCAUGAAGAUUCAAUAGGCAGUAUAAAAGAUCAGGGAGAAACAAGUACUGGUGUUGAUAAAAAAUCCGAGGAAAAAAUUAUUCGUUUGAUAGGUAACAAUCCAACUUUUACGAUUGAGUUGAACAGUGAUGGUUUACCUGUUGCUAGGAUACAGGGUACAGGACAUUCUGUAUCUAGUGAUAUGAAUAACCAAAAUUUAUCUUAUAGUGAGGACUCAACAAAUCCAGUUGAAGCAGCAGAACAAACAGUUACUGACAUAAUGAAAAAACCUAACAAUACAUUUGAAGAAGGUAUAAAUCAAAUUGGUAUUUCAGAACAAAUACUGAAGGAGAAUAUUGAGGGAUCAAGCAGUACAGAUGACGAACCAAGAAAUAAUCAUGUAUUAGAACAAGUAGAGAGUAACAUGACAAAAAGACAAAAUAAUUUACCAGUGGAAUGCUCUCUUCAAACUGAGACUUCAGAUCACAUUGUUAGAGAUAUUAUGAAUGGAUCAAAUAAGUCUGAGGAGGAAUCUGCUGCUGAAAUUCAUGUUUUGGAACAAAUUAUGAACAUCAUGAAGCAGGUCACAAAUGAUACGAAUGAUGUUGUUGAAACCACUGUCGUAGAAUUAACAGAAGAAAGCUCUAAAGAGUUAAUGGACACAGCUGGAAGUCAUUCUUUCCAUUGUCCACAGUGAUGCAAUAAAUAGAAAUCUACACCAUUUGAUAAUUCAAAGUAUCUUCCAAUGCUUCAUUUUUAGACUGUUUACCAUGAUGAGGUUGUGUUUUAGACUUAUCUAGGAAUGAAUUCCGAACCCAACUUACUGCUCUUAGCGCAGAUUUUUUAUUUGCUUUUUUUUAUAUAAAAAUACUGAAAUUAAGAAAUCGAAUAAAAAAAAAUUAUUGUGAAUAAGUUUACAGCGGAUAUUGAUCAGUAAAGAAAAGUAGUUUGUAGGCUGGAUUAGUUGACAUUCACACAUCUGUUGUAAUUGCUAUUAAAAUAGUAACAUUACAUUAAAUUCAUUUUUAUGAACAUUUGACUAAAUGUGUAUUGAAAUAAGGAACUACAUGUAUGUUUUAUACUUGCACAAUUAACUGGUUACAUCUAGAACUUUGGUAUUUUACCUGUAUUAAAUUAUUAUGUUUCAUAAAGGAUGAGUUAAUGACAUUGUUCUUUACAAAUGUCUUACGUUAAUCCCUGCAGAUAAAAUUUUGCCCAUCCUUUUAGAUCCAUGUUAGAAUCAGUGUGUCCUUAUAAUGUUUACUAGUUUAUUGAAAUGAAGCAUAGACAAUGUCAUAAUCUCUUUCAAAAUGCAUAGAAAUGUAAUUUGUUAAAUUUCAAGAUUUUGGUAAAGUGAUUCCAUGCAAAUUUUGAUCUUUAAUUAUACAUGUAUAUAUAAAAUUAUGUGUAUCUCACAGUUCUGUUGUAGCAUUGUCAAGUAAAUCAGAUCAAAUAUCUAAACUUAAUAGGAUUCCAAUGAAUUUGGUGAAGUCAAUACAAGAUGCCUGCGUCACUGCACUUGAAUUUUUAAAUUUGUAAUUCGUAAUUACAUACUUUUAAAGGAAUUACAAAAUGACAUGAUUUCAAAGUGAUAUUUUAAAGUCACGUCUUUUACUUAGAGAUCUAUUUUGCUUUUUGAACAUUAAUCAUUAUAUUAAAUGUAAAGACACUAAAUUCAUUUUUUUCUUAAUCUGAGGUAUUGUUAUUUUACUAAUAUUACAUAUACAUCUAAAUUUAGCUAACAAUAAAAUUAAAAUAGAUUCAAUCUAAAAUCAUUAGUUGUAAGUAAAAUUUAAUACAAAUACUGAAAUAAAUAUACAUUGUAAAAGUCUU
Molecule: messenger RNA, 4470 nt
Organism: Ruditapes philippinarum (Manila clam)
Lineage: Eukaryota; Metazoa; Mollusca; Bivalvia; Venerida; Veneridae
Product: zinc finger protein 567-like
Exons: 4
Coding region: 155-3334 (1059 amino acids)
Source: RefSeq, a predicted model, not a curated record